Molecule: messenger RNA, 3862 nt
Organism: Sycon ciliatum
Lineage: Eukaryota; Metazoa; Porifera; Calcarea; Leucosolenida; Sycettidae
Exons: 1
Coding region: 349-3318 (989 amino acids)
Biological process (GO): protein targeting; mitochondrion distribution; vesicle transport along microtubule
Cellular component (GO): cytoplasmic vesicle; mitochondrion
Molecular function (GO): myosin binding
Source: RefSeq, a predicted model, not a curated record
AAGACAGUAGUUGUCUUGCACUCCUACCCUGUAUGUAGAUCUACUCAUCGCGUAGGACGUAGUCUACUUUUUUGUUGUUCCUUCCUACCGCGUACCGGUGAAAUCUAAAGCUGAGUUUCGGUGAGCUAACCAGGCAGAACAUCGCCUGUCGCAUUCUUUGACUUGACGCUAAAUCGAGCCCGGGAGAUCGAUCUUUGUAUCUUCUGCGACGAUCUGGUGAACAAAAAAACUGCUCGCUGCGCUGAACAGUAACUGUUGUUUAUCGUUGGCGUGUUGCUAGUGCUGCGCUUUCACGGGGGCGGCGAUUUGUCAUGCUGGCCUUGUCCGUGUGCUAUUCGUCCUUCGGUAAUGGACCAAGUAAGUGCCGAUGGCGAUGGGUCGUCGUCUGUGCCUGCAGCUCCCGUUGUCGGAGGCGGCACGACCAGCCAGCACUACGCUGAAAUGAAACGAAAAGGUUCUGCUGAUCAACAUAGCAUCAGGCUUGUUGGUCAGACGGUGAUCGAUGGUGUCGAUUCGCAGCAUGAGUUCGUGUCAUGUUCCUCGGAAGACGAGCGAGAAUCGGUGGCUGCGAUGAUAUCCAAGAGCGUAAAAUUGAACGGCGCUGGCUCGCCUCGGAGCGCGGGCUCUGGAGAAUCAAUGGAAUUGCUCAGCAAUACUGCUGCUUUGCUGACUGCCAACGGCGCUAGUACCAGUACUAGUGAGGCUAGUGAUACGCUGGCUUCAAUGGAUACUUUUGAACUGGCCCAGCUGUACUUGCGCCGUACGCGGAGAGGAACUCACAGUGACUCCGAUGCUGAGAAACUACGCAGUGUUAUCAAUAGUGGCAUUGGUGGCAGUGAUGGUUUUCAUAGUGGUGAUGCUGGUGCUGGAAAUAGUGAUGGUGUUCACGAUCUUGGUGAGCUGUCUUUGUUGCGUACUCUCGGCGAUGGAGCCGAGUCCAGUCAUGACCCAUUGUCACAGUCGGCACCAGCGUCCGGGCUGGAUCUAGAUGACAUACGCGAUCAGCUACGGCAGCGUGAUCAAACGCUGGAGCUGGCGGCGCGUGUCGGCCAGGAGCUGCUGGAACGCAAUGCGGCGCUGGAGUCAGACUUACGUGUGCAGUCGACUAGUCGCGAUCAACUACAGAAGGAGACGACACAGCUACAGCAUGAGAUCACCGUCAAAGAAAAGCUCCUCAAGAUGUAUUAUGAGGAGAUGGAAGAUGAGGAUGAGCGGGCGAAAGCGUUGCAGCAGCGACGGACAUCCCGGCAGUCAAGCCAUUCGUCGGUGCGCAGCUUCUGUAUGAGUCCGGCAAGGAGCAUGUCGUCAAUGAGCAACAUAUCGGAGGAGGCGUCACAGCUGUUGGUCGCCGAGUGUGAGGAGCUACGUUCGGCAAACAAGCUGCUGGCGGAGGAAGCAUCGCUACUGCACCAACAGGCUGCGUUGCUAGAUCAACGCGAGCAAGAGCUCAUUACGGAAUGUGUUCGCCGACUGAAUGAAGCCACACAAGGCCUUGGCGAAAUGCAGGAGGCGUAUCGGCAUCGCGAGGAAGUUGCCGAGCAGCACACGGAGGAGAUUGCAGCCCUGCGCGAAAUGAACAAUCGUAUACGUGACGCUUACACGGACCUGAGCAGUGAGAAAGUGUUGCUACAGUCGGAGCUAAAGGAUAUGUCAACACGCCAGUCUACCCUAUCCGGUCAGGUUGUAGAGCUCCAAGAACAGUACGUAGAGUGCCUGACACUGUUCCGUGACGCACAGUCCGAGCUGGCAUUGUAUCGUAAGCAUGGCAAUCUACCCGGCCAUCUGGCCACGCCAACACAAGCAGCUAUACCCAGGCAGCAGUCCAUUGGCUCAGAGCUGAAUGCCGCCAUGCGUAACCAAGCCAACGAGGCUCCUGGCUCGGCCACACCAGCGUUUACUCCACUGGUGACCACGUCAUUGAAGGUACCCUCGGUCUCGCUUUCCGCAGCUCCACUAACACCGACUACGCCAACAAGCUUGAAUAGCAACAGCAGAUCACAAGGGAGAAUUACACCUCAGCGCCUGGACUCGUCACGCGGUGCACCGACUAGUGGUCACGUCUUGCCAACUGCAGCUGACCUCUCCACCCAAGAGGUACUCGAAACGGCACCUUCAUCCGCUCCUCAUACCCCCACUGGCUAUCGGCAAGUAUCGGUGCAGGAUGUAACACCACUUGCAGUCGUCCCGGCAACACCGUCCUUCGCGUCACCCUCCGCUGCCACCAGCUCCUAUUCAUCAUUUACCGGUGGUCCUUUAACGCCACAAGGCAACGGUGCCAGCCCACUGCUUAGCUCACGUUCCCAGCAUGCUAACCAGAUCAUGAGUGCAGUGCGUUCCCUGGACAGUAAGCAGACACUGAGUCGCACAGCUGGUGUGUAUCAGCGCAACCAAGCAACCGGGACGGGGGGACUAGGUGCAGCACUGUCCACACCAACUUCACACGAAUCACCGGGCACUGGCCAUGCUUCAGCUGCUCGCACUGCAAGCACAUCGAGUCGACAGUCUUUGGCUGACCAAUCGCCUGCUGACACGUCGACAUCUUCAUUGGCAGGUGCCAAAAAGAUGAACGAUGGCCAUGAGAGGCGCAUGUACACUGGGCCGGAAAAGCUUCGUAUCGUGAAGCCCAUGGAGGGUUCUCUCACGCUGUUGAAGUGGAAAUUACUGGCUCUGCAGCAAAACACCGGCGCCGAUGUCUUGCAAAAAGCCCUCUCUGUGCCAGGCAUUCAUCAGAAAGGAGAUGAGUCUGUCGGCUCUAAUGCAAGACCCGUAGGCUCUGGAGAGCACACACCCAACACCAGCGAAUCUGUUCCAACGAUACUGCGCCAGCCGGCCAUGCAUUCAAGCAGUGCACCUCUUUCAGCAAUGUCUUCGGACUCUCCCAAACUUCGUAUACACAUGGCGAGAGGAAACACCUCUCCUCAGCCGCCAAGGUCCUCCUCACAUGCUGCAGAGAGCAGCUCUUCAUCAUCCACAAUGCCCGUGUCUUCUGCUGCCCCGGUGCCACACUUUGCCAUUGGAGAUAGCAAGGCUGGUGCUGACCCCAUGCUGGCACCACCGUCUACACCUGUAGAAAGUGGAGCAGCAGCGGCAACCAAUAGCAGUCCUGCUGGCAUGCCAACAAAGGCGGCAACGCCACCAGCCGGCCGCAUUACAAGUCGGUUUUCGCGCUUUUCUGGCAUUGGCUUGGGUGGUGCGCUGAGUGGGCUGGGGACAACUGCUGCAGGGUUUCUGGGAGCAGCAUCACAACCUGUGGCGCCUACACGUUCUCACCACCAAACUAUGAAUGACACAGAGAUAGAUGGAGGCGAGAUUGAGUAGUCCUCUCGUAGCCGUAUGCACACGUCCCUAGUGAUCUGUUAUUUAUUCAAAUUCCAACAUUAUCACUUCUCUCUGGCUUGUGGUGAUACUCCCAGGACGAUAUUGAUUGUUGCUAUGGACCUAUGUCUGAACUAAUUCAUAGCAGUCUGAACUAAUCCUAUAAUAUUCUCUUGCUGUUUGUGGUGUCUAAUCAGUCUCCUGUCCCGCUGUCCAUCUUGUGAAGUCGUAAAGGUCUAUUUAAUAAUACUUCGAAGUAUUAAUCCUAGUGCUUCUACAUUUGUCAAGUCAAGAUUUCUCAAAAAUUCUCUCACUCUUAAUUUCCCUGGCUAACCAAUUAUUUCUCGCUAGUGAGCUCCAUAUUUGUUAUAUCUUUAUUGCGUUUUUACCUGCUCAUCUCGCGUCUUGAGUAGUCACGGAUGCCUUUAAAAACGCCUCUUUCUGCUGGCCAUAUUUUCCCUGUGGUCAUCCGCCGCACAUCGAGAGACUGAAAUAUUUUUGAUUCCUGUUCCACACCAGACCUCUGUCGUCUUGGAGUAAGAAAACA